AUGAAGUAAAGCCCAAUAUUUGAAAACCAAUUUUCUUAUUUAAUUUAGUAAUCAAACUCAUACAAAAGGCUUUAUAUUGAUGCUAAUACUACAAUAAAUUUUAUAGCACUUUCAAAUGAUAAUACAUUAUUAGCAAUCUUCCAUCAUCAUAAUGGAGCAGGUUUGCUUAAUGUUUGGGAUCUCUCAACAUAAAAAAUUAAAUAUAAUAUACAAGUACCUAAAUUAUGGUCUGAAGAUGGAAUAUGUAUUUUUUCAAAAGAUAAUAAAUAUAUUUUUUUUGGUUUAUACAAUGAUGUUAAACUUUAAAUUAUAUCCCUUGAAUCAAGAAGGGCAAAGAUAACAGAUUGUAGACUAGGUGGUGCAUUAAAAUAAAUUAAAAUAUCAAUAAAUCCAAAAUAUUGUUGUACUAUUACUUCAGAAUAAUGUUUGUUAUGGAACUAAGACACUAAGAAAGUUGAUAAAAAAAUAAAAACUAAUUUAGAUUUUAUUUGUUGUUGCUUUAAAAAUAAUGAUAAGGAAUUAAUUACAAUCAGUUAUUAAGAACAAGAAUAAACAUAAUUUAUUUUUUGGAAUACUAAAAACUAUAAAAUUUUAAAGAAAUGGGCAGGUAAGUAUAUCUCAAAUCAUGCUAAUUGCAGUGUAAUUGAAGAAAAAUAAAUUUUAAUUGUAGAUUAUCAAGAUGUAUAUGAACAUUAUAUAUAAAUAUGGAGUAUAGUUGGGUAAUGCUUAAUUAGAUCAUUGUAUUAAGCACUUGAUUCUUUUUAAAUUAAGAACAUUUUUAAUUCUAAAUUAAUUGUUGAAUGUGAAGAAGAUGAAGAUGAAGAGUAAGAAGUAGAUGAAAGCAGUCAAAAUUAAAUGAUAGCAUUUUUUGAUAUUUUAACUUUUAAAUAUUAAAGAUUUAAGACUUUUAUAGAAUUAGGCAAAAGAUACUUUAUUCUAGAUAAUGCUUUGAUAAUUGAAAAUAGAAAGAAAUAAUCAAAUAUUACAGAAAUAUUUAUUAAUUUAAAAUGA
This is a messenger RNA of Paramecium primaurelia, 1011 nucleotides long. Lineage: Eukaryota; Ciliophora; Oligohymenophorea; Peniculida; Parameciidae. The record is from the annotation of a GenBank genome assembly.